UAGCGUGGUAACAUCAAACAUCAGUUGAUGCUUAGUUGUGAACGUGACAAGGACAGUAUUUCAUAAUUUUAUCUCAUUGAUAAAAGUUAAUUGAGUGGACGUAAAAAAGAAAAUCAAAGCUAAAAAAAAUGGAAAAUGAUAAAAAUGAAGUGAGGUACAAUAAGGAUGAACUUUCUCCACCUGAUUUCCUCAAUGAGGAUUAUUUUCGAAAAGUUCUGCAGAAGGAAGAAAAUGACGAAGCUCUCAUGAUCAGAGAUUUCAAAGUCAUCCCCGGAACUAAGCCAGGUGAUCAUUUCGCCAGUAUUAUGUUCAAAGCUAUUGUUUCUUAUACGACUAAAGGGAAGGAAGUUUCGGAGAGAUCUCUCGUUGUGAAAACAAUGCCAAUUGAGGAUGGUAUGAAAAAGGAUCUUCUCCAAGAAAUGCCAAUUUUUGAGAGAGAAAUCAAGAUGUAUACGAAGGUUCUGCCUGAAAUGAAAAGGAUUAUGGAAUCAAUUGGAGAUUAUGAAAAGAUUUCACCAAAAAUAAUCUAUUAUUGCGAAGAUCCUCCUGUUCUUAUUUUUGAAGAUAUUUCAAAAAUUGGUUUUACAAUGAGCCCCGAUCUAUUUGAUUUCGAAAAUACCAUAAAGAUCGUAAAGAAAUUGGCUAAAUUUCACGCUCUAUCCUUUUACAUGAAUGACAAUAAAUAUUCCUAUGAUCUUCAACUUCCGGAAUGCACAGGGGUGCUGUUGAAUGAAAAAUCAAUUGAUAAAAUUAAGGUUUUCUUCGCGGGACUCGAAACGUUGAAGAAGUUCAUAAAAACCUGGCCAGGAUAUGAGGAAAUUGCUGAGAAAAUUGAAAAUAUCACUCCUGUUUUCACGCAGAGGUUGCUGAAUUCAUAUAAACCCAACCCCGAACCAGGAUUCAACGUUCUCUGUCACGGAGACUUCCAUCUGAGGAACAUGAUGUUCCUAAUGAAUGGACAGGAUAUCAAUGAGAUAUUCUUCCUGGACUUUCAAUUAUGCUUCUGGGCAUCACCGGCGAUUGAUUUAUUCUACGUUAUGUACUUACUGGGAAAUGCUGAUGUGAGACGAAGACAGGGCGAGGUUCUCAUGAUUUAUCAUACCGCUCUAACCGACUACCUAAAUCGCAUAGGAUGCCUGAGGAGAGGCCCUACCUUGUUGGACAUAAACAUCGAUAUGCUGAGGCUUGGAAGUAUGGAAAUUCUUUUGGGAUUAUGCUUCCUGCCGGCAUUUUUGCUCGAUCCAGCGGAAAUGGACUUGGAAGCUCUUGCAAAUCCAACUCCGGAAUCCAUUGAAACGUAUUACAAUACUGUUUAUGGAAAUCCCAAAAUAACUGAAAUUUUGAAGGAAAUUAUUAAAUUUCUUUUGUACAAAGGAAUUCUGGAUUAAAGCUUUUUGAACAAUUUGCGGAAUUAGAUUAAAUGAAAAAUAAUUCAUUUGUAUUUUUUUUUCUCUUCGAAUAAAAAAAAAGUUAAGAAAUAAAAAAAUAGAAGAUUUCCUAAA
Lutzomyia longipalpis is the source of this 1502-nucleotide messenger RNA. RefSeq lists its product as uncharacterized. The record is from RefSeq and is a predicted model, not a curated record. The coding region runs from base 129 to 1388 and encodes 419 amino acids. The transcript has 4 exons. Lineage: Eukaryota; Metazoa; Arthropoda; Insecta; Diptera; Psychodidae.